UUGGUAGGGUUUAAGAAGUAAGGCAGGCGAAGAUUGAAGAAUGGCAAGCCACUGCGAAUUGUGGCUCCCCAAGAAGAAGAGAUUCUGUGCAAACCCACCUCUCGCUGAUUCCCAAUUCUGCGGGAAUCACACCCAGAGGUCCGAUUCUAAGUGGAUUCUGUGCCCGAUUGACCCUUCUCACUCUGUGCUUGAGGAAAAUCUUGAUAGUCACUUAAGCAGAUGUCCAUUGCUGAAACAAACGCAGUCGCUAACGAGUCAACCAUUCUACCAAAGGGGUAUUAAUGGUGGCAGAGAAGAUGAAGAAGAAGAAGAGAACGCUGCCUGCAAAGAUUCUAUUUUCACUUCAGAGAUGAAGAGGAAUGCGGUCUAUGCAAUGUCUGCGCCCAAAUUUUUGGAAUUGAUUGCUAAGAUAAAGUCUGUUCAUUCUUCCAUAUGCAGCAAAAUUCCCGAAUCUUACAAGAUUCCUGAAGCUUGUAGCAUUUGGACUAAAACACAAUUUGACAGGAAAGUACCGUAUCAGGAGAAACAUGCUUUACAGCAGGCAUCGAUUCUUGGGAACUUGGAAGACUUUGGGGUGUUAAAGAAAUCUGGGUUUACUUGUGAUGCAAUAGGUGAUUCUAAUGGGGAGUUGGAAAAGGAUAGUGAUAUUUCUACAGUGGUCGAGUUCGGUGCUGGAAGAGGAUAUCUUACGCAGAUGCUUGCUGAUUGUUAUGGGAUCAAGAAGGUGUUAUUGGUCGAGCGGAAGUCGUAUAAGUUGAAAGCUGACCGGAGUUUGCGACAGAAAGAGAGCUUAGUAUUAGAGAGGUUGAGAAUUGACAUUGAGGAUCUAAAUUUGAAUGCGGUAGAAUCAUUACAAGGAGUUGCGUAUAUGGCAAUUGGCAAACAUCUGUGCGGGCCUGCAACAGAUAUGACAUUAAGGUGCUGCAUUAAUGAACAUUGUGAUGGGCAUACGUCCGAAGCAGCAACUGGUUACCUAAGAGGCCUAGCUAUUGCUACAUGUUGCCAUCAUCUCUGCCAGUGGAAAAGCUACAUAAAUAAGAAGUAUAUAUAUGAUAUGGGUUUGGGCAAGGAAGAUUUCAAUGCAAUAACUUGGUUCACAAGCUGGGCAGUUGAUGCGGACCAUGGGUCGGAGUUAUCUGCCGUAGAUUCAUCUGCUCAAUUUGAGAUAGUGAGGAGGAGUGAGAAGAAAGAGGUGGUGGGCAUGGAGUCGGAAUUAUUAAGCGGAGUUGGAGAUAUAGUGAGGAAUAUGGAGGCGAUUGAUCGGGCUGUGUUGGGAUUCAUGUGCAAGGAUAUUAUUGAUAUUGGGAGGCUAAUGUGGGUCAAGCAGCAACGACUUGUGAAAUCUGAGCUAGUCAAGUAUGUUCCUCUCUGCGUUUCUCCUGAAAACCGCCUCUUGCUUGCUACCACUAUGAUUAAUUAAAACAUCAUUGCUGCUUUUGUUGUUGUAGAUUAUUAUUUUUUAUUUACAUAAAACGGGGCCCAGCCCAAUUCAAUUGAUGAUGAACAAGAGAAACCACAAUUGAAUUCAAACACUCAGAUUUGCUUUUGACUAAUAAAAAAAGAUUUGUGUUUUUCCACACAAACAAGA
Messenger RNA from Erythranthe guttata (spotted monkey flower), 1588 nucleotides. RefSeq names its product methyltransferase. NCBI's taxonomy places the organism in Eukaryota, Viridiplantae, Streptophyta, Magnoliopsida, Lamiales, Phrymaceae. The record is from RefSeq and is a predicted model, not a curated record. Gene Ontology annotation, biological process: tRNA methylation.